GAUUCCCCUCCCCCAGAGCUCCCUCCCAUUACCCAGGGGUUUCCUUCAGGGAGUAAGUGACAAUGUGAACAUGCCAUGUUUCCUUGCCAACAUGUUUCUUGUAUGAACACCAGGGAGGAAGGGACCUGUCUUUCCCCUUCCCGUGUCUUCAGGAUCUAAGCCACUGCUGCGUGGAUGAAUGGAGCGUGUGACUGAGUGAGUGUGCUCCUGAGUGGACCACCACAGUGUGAUUUUGAGCCAGUCAUUUACCUCUCUGGGCCUUGCCUUCUUCCAGCUUUGGGGAAUUGGGCAAAUAAUGGCUGCAGAAACUGGGAGGAGUGAUCCAGCUCACCCCCAAGCCUGAGCUGCCCUCUUCUCCCUCCCAUUCACACUCACCCCAGCUAUGUUCCAGGCUUCCCUCACUCUCAGCCACCCACACAGCACCUCCUCCCAGCCCCACCUGCCAACCCUCCCAGUUGCCUGAGGUGGAGCAGCCAAUUCUCAGGACACCUCAGAUUCCCAGGCAGCACAUCAUGGGGGGUCUGAGGCCCUGGGCCCGAUAUGGACUACUGCUUGUGGCCCACCUGCUGGCUCUGGGGCUUGGGGCUGUGGUGCUCCAGGCCCUGGAGAGGCCUCCAGCACUCCAGCUCCAGGCCCAGCUUAGGGCUGAGCUGGCCACUUUCCAGGCGGAGUAUGGGGCAUGCCUGCCAACUGGGGCACUGGAGGAACUGCUGGGCACUGCUCUGGCAGCCCAGGCCCAUGGGGUCUCCAGCCUGGUCAAUGGCUCAGAGGCUGGGAACUGGGAUCUGCCCUCAGCCCUGCUCUUCACUGCCAGCAUCCUCACCACCACCGGUUAUGGCCACAUGGCCCCACUCUCAGCAGGUGGGAAGGCCUUCUGUGUGGUGUACGCGGCCCUGGGGCUGCCAGCUUCCCUAGCACUUGUGGCUACACUGCGCCACUGCCUGCUGCCUCUGCUCAGCUCCCUGGUUGCCUGUGCAGCUGGCCGCUGGCAGCUGGCCCCAGCCAGGGCUGCGCUGCUGCAGGCAGCUGGACUGGGCCUGCUAGUGGCUAGUACCUUUGUGCUGCUGCCAGCAGUGCUGCUGUGGGGUCUGCAGGGCAGCCGCAGCCUGCUGGAGGCCAUCUACUUCUGCUUCGGUUCACUCAGCACCAUAGGCCUGGGGGACCUGCUGCCUGGUCGUGGCCGUGACCUGAAUCCAGUACUUUACCACCUUGGCCAGAUCGCGCUUCUUGGUUACUUGCUUCUGGGGCUCCUGGCCAUGCUGCUGGCAGUGGAGACCUUCUCGGAGCUGCCACAGGUCCGUGCCUUGGUGAAGUUCUUUGGGUCCAGUGGCCCUUUGACUGCUGAGGACCAAGGAGGCAUCCUAGGCCAGGAUGAACUGGCUCUGAGCACCCUGCCCUCCUCAACCUCAGCCCCAGAACAAGCCCCAGCUUGAUGACAGGUGUCAGGUGAUGGAGUUAACUCCUUUCAGGUGAAGAAGCCUGAGGAGGAAGCCUCUAGAGAUGGGAGGGAAGGGAUAAAUGCGAGAACCUGAUAAUAAAAUGUUAAAAAAUAAAAUGGGCAACAACCCCAACUGUGU
This is a messenger RNA of Miniopterus natalensis, 1577 nucleotides long. RefSeq names its product potassium two pore domain channel subfamily K member 7 (gene KCNK7). NCBI's taxonomy places the organism in Eukaryota, Metazoa, Chordata, Mammalia, Chiroptera, Miniopteridae. Gene Ontology annotation, molecular function: potassium ion leak channel activity; outward rectifier potassium channel activity. The record is from RefSeq and is a predicted model, not a curated record. Gene Ontology annotation, biological process: stabilization of membrane potential; potassium ion transmembrane transport. Gene Ontology annotation, cellular component: plasma membrane.